Musca domestica (house fly) is the source of this 5413-nucleotide messenger RNA. RefSeq names its product active breakpoint cluster region-related protein (gene RhoGAP1A). Gene Ontology annotation, biological process: signal transduction; positive regulation of GTPase activity. NCBI's taxonomy places the organism in Eukaryota, Metazoa, Arthropoda, Insecta, Diptera, Muscidae. The transcript is spliced from 14 exons. The coding region runs from base 353 to 4633 and encodes 1426 amino acids. The record is from RefSeq and is a predicted model, not a curated record. Gene Ontology annotation, molecular function: GTPase activator activity; guanyl-nucleotide exchange factor activity. Gene Ontology annotation, cellular component: membrane.
CUUAUUCCCAUUUUUAAUGUUGUCGUGAAAAAAGUCUGUGUGUGCUGUGUUUUCUUACGAAAAAAUGUCAAAAGAACUGGAAAUAAUCGAAAAUUAAACAAACAAAUUCAAUGUUUCAUCAAUAUUAAAUGUGUUGCGCUAGAAACUGUUGGUUUAUAAUAGCAUUUCCAUUUGUGCAUUUUUAUGAAGUGGUCGUGUAAAAAAGAUGCUGCGUUGAAAAUCGAAACUAGCCAGUGUAUAAUUGUAAAUGUAAAAAAAUCAAUCAACACACCACUACUAUUACAAAACGAAACGACACAAAACACAAAUUCAAAAGAAAGUGAUUAGCGGUAAAAUAAACAAAUAAAGAAACAUGAGCGUUUUCAAUGACUUUCAACGCUUGUGGAUGGAACGUUUUCCACAAAGCUCCUUAUCUGAUGCUUGGGAACAGGAUGUUCGUGCCAGCCUUGAAAGACAUAAAGCGAAAAUUAUUGAAUUAACCAAAGAAUUGGAACAAGAAACCUUAUACGUGGAAUAUUUGGAACGUUUACUAUCCGAUGUGGAAAAGUAUCGAGAAUCUGGCGGUGAUCCCACAAGUUUGUUCGAGGCCGCCACUAAUGCUGAAAAUAGCGGAUCGAAGUCUUCCAAUCCAGGCCACCACUUAGAACAGUCAAGUGGUGGUGAAAGGGAAGACAGCAGUGGAGAUCGAUGCUCGAAAUCUAGCUUAAAUUUAAGAGAUUCUAAAAAUGCCAACAAAGAACAGAGUAAUAGGCUAUCUUUGAAUACCGAUAAUAAGUACACAUCUGGAUCUGGUGGUAAAAACGACAAAGCUAAUCUGCCAUCAACAUCCAGCGAGGAACGGGAAAAAGAAGACAAGGAUGCUGGCACUGAAAAGGACAAUGGCAAAAAUGGAGCUCUACAUCAGUGUAUUAGUGAAUUGGCCGCAUCGAUAGCAUCAAAUGAAGAUAGUUCUGCGACAGAAAUGAGCAGUUCAGCGCCCAAAAAAUUAUCCUCAUCUUCGGAUCGGUCAACGUCAUCUUCCAAGAACACAUCACAUUUUGUUACCGUAAUUGAGGUAAAGGAAAGUAAAAUAAACAUGGAUCAGAACAAUCCAAGUUUAUCAAUGGAUCAGGGAUCUGAUAUUGUUCCUGAUCAGAUGACAUCAACGUUUAGUAGUUUUGAGAGGAAGCCCUCGGCGCCGCCACUUUCCCCUUCGAUGUCGUCAUCUUCAAAUGCCGCUGCAUUAUCAGAGGCCAAUAAGAAAAAAAUGCCACCACGUCCUCCGCCAAAAAUAAUAAGACGUGUUGAACCGCCAACAAUUCCGGGACCCGUACUUUCCUCUUCUCCUAAACGUGAUGCUACAUUUGCUGGUAGUUUUGUACCUUUGCCCUCUAAUUCUGGAAAUUUAUCAUCUUCGGAGAGUCCAGCAAAUUCCUUAGAACGUAAUGUCAAACCAUCUGAUAUAUUGAGAUCAAAAUCUUCCGAACCCAGCGAAAGUAAAGGAUUUUCUCAAAAUCGCAAAACAACGCCAGAACUUAACAAGUUCAUAAAUAAUUCCGAAUUUCUAGAAGAAUUGGGUCAUAAAAUUAAUAAAACCGAAAGUUUGGAAAAAACUAAACGGCCCGAGCUAGGUUACACACAUAGCCCCACCGGUAGCUUGGGUCGAACUGCCAGUGGAAGUGCACCAAAUGCACAAACAAGUGGUCCUCCUGCUAUAAGCCGACAGAGCAAACCAAAUAGUUAUACCGCGACAGGCACAUCUCCUACGAGCAGUCUUAAUAAAAAUGUCAAGCUUACAACGGCAGAUAACGCCUCAACUGGCAGCUUGGACAAAAAAUCAAGAUCAACGCUGCAACCUGUUGAUGCUGAAUCAGCAUCAAUGGCGGCGCAAGGCCGCAAUGUUGGAUCUAAGGAAUCACUGUCCUCACAGGGCAUAUCAGAAAUAAUUAAGAGCUACGAAUCAGUGUCAUCACUAAGUUCGGAAAGCGUUAGAGCUAAUCAGACGGGAGAUAGUGAACAAGAACAUUUAUAUGAUACUGUACCCCUGGAUAACGGGGACGAUGAAUACGUUUAUAUAAAACCAGGACGAACAGGCUCUUCUUCUAGUCGUGAUGAUUUAUCAACGCCUGGUAGCGUUGUUCCAAUGAGUUCACAUGCGCAUUUGAGCAGUCAAGCAAGUGUGACAGAUCCGGAAUCUCCAGGUCGAUCGUCUAAUUAUGUCAACAUUGAUUAUUUUAUACAUCAAAACAAUGAAACCCGUUCUAGUUCAAUGGAUAGUGAUGGAGAAUAUGAAAAUGGUAUGCCAAUAAUGCGUACUAUUUCACACGAUGAUCACAAUGCUCCUGCUCCAGGUGUUUCUAGAAAGAAUCUUGUUUCAGCAAUACUUGUUUCGGGCAAUCAGCGUGGCAAUAAAAUACGGACUAUACUAAACAUUAUUAUACAGAGCGAAACCAUAUAUGUUGCCUGUUUAAAUACAAUGAUACAAUACAAAAAGGCCAUUCAUGCAACGUUAGGUACAUCACAGCCCGUGAUCAAAGAAGAGGAAGAGAACACGAUUUUCUUUAUGAUCGAAAAAUUAUACGAUUCCCAUUCGAUAUUUUUGAGCGAUUUGAAAACACUUGUAGCUCACGAGGGUGGCGAUGUGCUUAUUGGCGAAACGUUUAAACGUCUAGCCGAAAUGGUUGAUUUAUAUAGUGCGUUUUUGCACAAUUAUAAUCAAGCCAUUGAAACGGUGAAGAAAUGCAGUGCCAAUAAUCCGCAGUUCAAGAAGAUUGUUUCGACGAUUGUCUUGAAUCUGCAGACAGAGCAGUCGCUUACUCUGGAAGAUCUGUUGCACAAGCCAGUGGCACGUGUGCAAAUAAAUGCCUUGGUAUUUAAUGAUCUUCUUGAGUGUACCCCUCCCAAUCAUCCCGAUCAUCAUCCUCUUAAGCAUGCACACGACACAAUACACAAGUUCCUCAAGCAAUUCAAUGUGGUUAAUCAAAAGCUACCAACCGAAUCGAAUAAGAAUCUCCGCCGCAUGGUGAAGAAUUCAUUUAUUGUUGAACUUGUGGAUGGACAUCGUAAGCUGCGACAUCUCUUCCUGUUCAAUGACGUAAUAGCAUGUGCCAAAUACAAGGCCUCCGGCCGUGAUCGCAUAGACUACGAGCUUAAAUGGUUUAUUCCGCUGAAAGAUGUGGCCGUCUUUGAAGAAACGGAUGCCGGUGCAGACCUUAAGGAAUCUAGUCCACCAAAUAUAUUGCAGCUAAAGACCCAAGCAUGUACGGUGCGAGAUCAGUUGCUUAUGGAGGAGAAAGCAGAUGACAAAUCGCGAAAGGCCAACGGACUUCGUUAUGGAGAUAAAUAUCGCAGAAAAUUGGCUGAUUUGGAAUCACAAUUAGUAUUGGCAUCGCCGAAUUUAGUUUUUCGUAUAGCCAAUAAGGCUACAAAUAAAACCGUUACAUUUUUCUUAAGCUCCGACUUCGAGAGGACCCAGUGGAUUGAAUCUAUACUUGGCUUACAGCAAACUUGUAAUAUACCUGGUGCCAGCAGUAUAAACGCGCUUGAAGUUCAUGCCUUUAUUGUGGCAAUGCAGAAGAGCAUGAAAACCGAAAUGGGGUCUUAUCUGAUGCGCAAUACAAACGAUGAAAGUCUGCUUGUGGGUGAUCUGCACAUGACUGUGCAAAGCUUAACGGGUCUGGAACAACCCGUCGAUUCAUAUAUAAUUAUAGAAGUCGAUUCGUAUGGUCAUUACUUCCGUAAGGCGGGCACAAAAAUGAUUUGUCGUACCACAAAUCCUGUCUGGAAUGAGAGCUUUGUUGUUGAGCUGGAGGGCAGUCAAAAUGUCCGCAUUUUACUCUACACCGUAUCGGAUAGGCCCACUCUAAAAUCAAAACAUGUGCUCAAGUUAAGCCGCAGCUGGUUGAAGGAAACGCCACAAGCCCGUGUCAUAAAAUUAGGCGACAACUUAGUCCUGAACACUCUCUUACAUUUCGUACCUGGUGAAGUGACUUUAAGGCGGGUGCCUACCUCGAAACCGGGAGCUCUAUUUGGCGCAAAAAUGCAACAAGUUCUGAAACGUGAAAAGCGAGACAUUCCAUUUAUAAUAAGUGCCUGUAUACGAGAAGUUGAGAAACGGGGGAUGUCUGAGGUUGGCAUUUAUAGGGUUAGCGGAUCCGCAUCUGAUUUAGCCAAAUUGAAGAAAUCGUUCGAAACUAAUGCAUAUGAAGCCGAACAGUUAUUAAAAGAUGUUGACAUUCAUUCGGUAACUGGUAUUCUUAAGUCGUAUUUACGCGAAUUGCCCGAGGCUUUGUUCACGGAUGUUUUGUAUCCCAAAUUCUUUGAAACCUUCAGCAAAUUUACCAAUAACAACGAAGCAGAACGCAUCAGUGAACUGUUGGUUGUAUUUGAGGAGUUGCCCCCGGCCAAUAAGGCCUCCAUAAAUCAUAUAUUAGAUCAUUUAAUAAGAGUUCACAAUCGGGAAGCCGAUAAUAAAAUGUCUUUACACAAUUUGGCUAUGGUGUUUGGUCCCACUCUUCUACGACCGGGCGCAACACAAACAAAACAAAAAGAUCUUUUGGCUGCCAGUACGGUAGAUGUAAUGGCUCAAGCUGGCAUUCUGUACUGUUUCCUGCAAGCUCGCAUGCAAUACGACAGAGACUCUAUAGUUCCAUAAUGGAAAGGAAACGGACGAUUUAUUGAUUAUUUACCGGCCAUCUAUAAAAUAAAGCAUUAAAUGCUGUAUACCACAUGCUGCACCCGUGGCAUGUUUGAUUAAGCGUAUUCCAUAGCUCAAGUAACACUUAACAGGUCAUACAAAUAUUAUAUAUAGAUGAGAGCACGAUAUUUUUAUAUAUACAUAUAUAUUAUGCAUUUUAUGUAAAUACAGUACAUAAAUCCAAGUGGUUGGAUCAGUUUUGUCAAACAUUAUUGCUUGAGCUGGCUGAUUCAUUGAAAAACCACACACACACCCACAUUGUCUACACUUACAAUAUCGGAUACAGAUCAACAAAAAAGUAGAAUUGGAUGGAUGAAGUUUCCUAAAACUUUUGAAAUUGCAAACACAAACAUCGGCGAUCCGGGAAUAUAGGGAAGAAGAGAAGAAAACAAGAGAAUAUGCAUUGAAAAUCCAAAAUUUAUUAUUAAUUAUUACUAUACAUUUAUUCUAUAGUGUAUCGUUAUUACAGAGAACACAUUGCUGCUGUGUAUAUUUAUAUGAUUUAUGCCGCACGGCACCAUAAAUCUUCAGCACAUAGCAUAGCGUUCCCGUAUGUAUUUUAUUUUAUUUCGUCUUACAAAACUAUAACAGCUUCAAAGGUCUUAAAUCUUACCGCAAAUGUUAAAAAAAUUAUGUACUAUUCUUUAGUCGACCGUAAACUUAUUUAAAAAUAAAGAAUAAUGUAUUCACAAUUGAUACAUAAAAAAAUAAAAGAAAAAGCAAUAUUUAAAUUCUAAA